Molecule: messenger RNA, 1213 nt
Organism: Centrocercus urophasianus (Greater sage-grouse)
Lineage: Eukaryota; Metazoa; Chordata; Aves; Galliformes; Phasianidae
Exons: 3
Coding region: 1-720 (239 amino acids)
Biological process (GO): lipid metabolic process
Cellular component (GO): lipid droplet
Source: RefSeq, a predicted model, not a curated record
AUGGUGCCGCAGAGCCAUGGUGAGAGGCAGAGCACUGCGGGCAGCUGGAGGCAGAGCAGGGUGCCGGAGCAGAAGCAGGAGAAGGCAGAGAAGAAGGAGGACAGCCAUGCUGGUGAGGCAGGGGAUGGCCUUGGACUGGUGGGCAGCGUGGCUCACAACCUGCAGAGUGCCUGUGCCUCUGGCAUCUCCAGCAUGAAGAAGGUCCCUGCUGUGGCCUGGGACGCGGCAGAGGGGUUGAUCCUGUUCACACCCCGCAGGCUGUCCAGAGCCAUGGAGACGGUGGAUGCUCUGGGAGGGACGCUCAUCAGUGCCCCUAAGCACCUGCUGGGCAGCCUGUACAGCUACGUGCCGCUCCGCAGGCAGUCCAAGGACGAGGCGGCGGCGCGGGGCAGCAAGCCGGGUCCUGAGGCCGAGCAGAAGGAGGAGGAGGAGAGCAAGCCAGUGGGCACCAGCGCCGAGGAGAAGGCCCAGCUGAGGGGUGACUGGCGGCUGUACCGCGGCCACCACCCGCUGUCCUUCCUGGGCCUGGAGGACCCUCUCUUCAUACGCAGCAAUCUGUACCGCAGCUCAGCCCUGGAGCCCGAGGCUGUGCCGCGGAAAUCGGCCUUCGCGCCCUACAGCCGGCGCGUGAGCGAGGGCUCCUACCGCUUCAGCCCCGAGGCCAUGUACAGCCGGGCCUACUAUGCCAACCUCUACAGCCCAGCCUUCAAGAAGGAGUGACUCUGAGGGGGAGAACCUCGGCCCCAAACUGCCCCCAGCACGCUUUGCCUUCACGUACCCACAUCCCACAUUGCCUGCUUACCCACAUCCCCAACAUGGCACAGAUAUGGUUGUCCAUCUUGGGUUGUCCAUCUGCCCAUCCGUGGUUGAGGGUCCCUGCUCUGCUCCAGGCUCGGUGACAGCUGUGCCAGGGCAUGUCCCCUCCUUGGGGCCAAGAGGAGAAUAAAGGCAGCCCAAGGGGCUGCUGUUGGAGGAGUAGAUAAGAGAAGAGGGGAUGAGUGAAGAAGAAAAAGGGACCAGCCAGCUCUGACACUGGGCCAGCUGCUGCCCGUUAAAGAAGCAGUGUCAGACAGGUGAGGUACAGAGCACUGAGAUGGACCGGAGGGCAACACAACCAUCAAACAUCGCAGAACAACAUAGAAUCAUCACAGAAUGGCUUGAGUUGGAAGUGACUUAAAGCCCAUCCAGUCCCACUCCCCUGCCAUGGGCCGGU